GCGACUACUCAGAAUCUGUGUCUAAAAUGGAGUUCUGGAUGAAUAUGCUCGUUCUUGCUUCCAUGACAGUAACAGACAACCUCCUCUCUUUUUCUCACUCCCUUCUCUCAAAACCCCGCUAAAUACUCUCUCUCUCUCUCUCUCUCUCUUAAGGACUAGUGAAAGCACACCUCAAUGAAUGCUAUUAUUGCUUGAAAACCUCCAAAACCCCUCUCUCUCUCUCUCUCUAAUAAAACCAAGAUAAACGAAAAGAAUUUCUUCCAAGAAGUCUCACUCCAAAUCCCAUUUUCUCUCCUUCUCCAAAUCAUUCAAAACCAAUCUCCCCAAGACCCCCAUAACCCCUUCCAAAAUCCAUUUCCUGAAAUGCCUCUCUUUCCUUCUCUAAUGACUAAAAAUCCACCUCCCCAGAACUCCCUAUCUCUUCCUCUUAAACCCAUUUCCAGACAUGCUCAUUUCCUCUCCUCCUUUAACUAACCAAACCCAUCUCCCCAAAUCCCUUAGAUUCUCCUUCCCAAAAUCCAUUUCUAGAAAUACCCCUCCAUUUUUCUCCAAGUACUAAAAACCCAUUUACCCACCCAAAACCCAUUUCCAAACAGACCCAUCUUCCAGACGCCUCAGAUUCUCCUUCCACACCUAUUUUCAGAAAUACCCCUACCUUCUUCUGUAAUUACCAAGAACCCAUCAACGCCUCAUGCCAUGGAGCUCUUGAACAAACUCAAGAGACUAAAACCCGUGGAGCCAUUGGGUAUUUUGGGCUUUUUCUUUGUGACCAUUUUCUGCUUCCUCUGCUGCUUUUUUUACUUAGACUACAGGGUCGUCAGCAGAGGAUUCCGGCUUCGAGCACAGUCGCAGCAGCAGCUGCGUUUCGGGUUCGAAGAUUUGAAUGUGAAUCGGCGGCCGGGGUUCUCCAGCGGAGAAGGGGAUGGGUGCAAUUUGUUUGAAGGGGAGUGGGUCUGGGAUGAGACGUAUCCAUUGUAUCAGUCGAAGGAUUGCAGGUUCUUGGACGUAGGAUUCCGUUGUUCGGAGAAUGGAAGGCCUGAUAAAUUCUACACGAAGUGGCGGUGGCAGCCGAAGCAUUGCAAUCUGCCCAGGUUUGAUGCAAAGACAAUGUUGGAGAAGCUGCGGAACCGGCGAAUGGUUUUCGUGGGUGACUCUAUUGGAAGAAACCAGUGGGAGUCCCUUUUGUGCAUGCUUUCCUCAGCAGUUGUUGACAAGGAUUCGAUUUAUGAAGUGAAUGGCAGCCCGAUCACAAAGCAUAAAGGGUUCUUGGUAUUCAAAUUCAGGGAUUUUAACUGCACUGUGGAGUACUACAGAGCCCCAUUUCUGGUACUGCAAAGCCGGCCUCCAGCUGGAGCUCCAGAGAGGGCGAAGACCACACUAAAAUUGGAUGUCAUGGACUGGACCUCUGAACAAUGGAGGGAUGCAGAUGUGCUAGUUUUCAACACAGGACACUGGUGGAACUACGAGAAGACCAUAAGAUCGGAUUGUUAUUUCCAAAUUGGGGAGGAUGUGAAGAUGAAGAUGAGUGUAGAAAGUGCUUACCGGAUAUCAAUUGAGACACUUGCUGACUGGAUCAAUAAAGAAGUAAACUUGAGUAAGACCCAGGUCGUCUAUCGCACAUAUGCUCCAGUUCAUUUCAGAGGUGGGGAUUGGCGGACUGGAGGGAACUGUCAUUUAGAGAGUCUGCCAGAAAUAGGAUCGUCUCAGCCAUCAUCCCGUUCAUGGGCCCAGCUGCUGAGAACAGUCAUGGCCGUAGUGUCGACUAAGGCUCCUGCGCUACAAUCGGACAUGUUGAAUGUGACCCGGAUGACUGCGUUAAGGAAAGACGGUCACUCAUCCCUGUACUAUCUGGGGCCCACAGCAGGCCCUGCGCCCCUCCACAGGCAGGACUGCAGUCACUGGUGCCUUCCGGGGGUCCCUGAUGCAUGGAACGAGCUCCUCUACACAGUCUUCCUCAGGCGGGAGACGCUGCGCCGGCAAAAUUCAUCAGUGUCCUAGGUGGCAGAAACGUAGUACAAGCACAUGCAAGAGCAAAGAAGAAAGCUUUGUGCCUACUCUACGACAACAGGCGAAAGAAAUGAGAUUGUGCCAGUUAUCUGGUGAGCCAUUUAUGAAGAAGAUAACUAACAGCGUGAUUUUCGGAAAGCUCAAGCAGGUUAUUUUUGCAUGAAAGCUGAAGGAAACCCAACUUCCAUUGAUGCUUGUAUAGAUUGGCUGGUGGCAUGCCACCAGUUACAUCUUGCCAGAAUCGCAUGAGUGUCCUUCUUGGUAGGAGUAUGAGGAAUAUCUGGACAGUAAAGGAAUCCAUUCUUAGAUGCAAAUAUCUGUAGUUAUCAAGUGCUCUGAUCUGUACUUGUGGCCUACAUGUAUGAGAUCCAAAUCUGAUGGAUGGUUUGUACCCUGAAACCUGCAGAGUUUGGAUGAUCCUGGCUGCUGAUUGUAGGACUAUUGUCUAUUGGACUCAUGAAUUUUGAUUUUUGGGGAAUUUUCCAUUAACUGUCAAUUGGCGGUGUGAGAGCUUUUGGGGAUCUGUAGAUGAACGAAUCUGGAUAUUAGAUGUGGAUGGUGGAUAUAGAAUGCUUGAUAAUGAAGGAUGUUUGUAUUCAUUCUCCUGAUUAGUUUGUAUGGGAGGAAUAUUGGGUAUUAUCUGGAACUUUUUUCUUUUUUCUUUUAUUGUCUCAAGUUUACUGUUAUAACUGCCACGAGGGGCAGAUUUUUGAGGGUUCCUUUUCCCCUGUUGUUGGAUUUGGCGAUUGAUAUGUAAAUACAUUGGACUUCUGUUGUCAUAGAGCUUCUUGUUUUUUC
Messenger RNA from Magnolia sinica, 2805 nucleotides. RefSeq names its product protein trichome birefringence-like 10. Gene Ontology annotation, cellular component: Golgi apparatus. Gene Ontology annotation, molecular function: O-acetyltransferase activity. Bases 697 to 1998 code for a protein of 433 amino acids. Lineage: Eukaryota; Viridiplantae; Streptophyta; Magnoliopsida; Magnoliales; Magnoliaceae. The transcript is spliced from 4 exons. The record is from RefSeq and is a predicted model, not a curated record.